AUGGUAUCUGCAUUCAGCAUCCGUCGUAUGCCAACUGAAGUCAUUCCCUUGGCUGCCAUGCUAUCAAUACCCUUCAUCUUUGCUGCCUGGGUACAAUUACCUCGAUUUCAACUCCGCCGCGAACUUUUCCAAACAAAUCGAGCUUACAAGCAACCAUUGGUUGUUAGGAUACCAACUACUUAUACCACUCAAGACUCAUCAUCCGGAUCAUCUAAAUUAGCUGCCGAUGCAGGCUUGAUAUACUAUGGGACUCUGGCGGCCAAGAUCUCUAUUGGAACACCAUCUCAGACCGUUAGAGUCACGCUUGAUACUGGAAGCAGCAAGCUUUGGGCUCGAGGAAGCUCUUGCACUGCAUCGGUAUCGUGUCCUGGUGCAGCAGGAUCUUUAUCAUUUGAUCCAACACUGUCGUCGACCUUUAUGACGACCAGUGCGAAUGUUACGAAUAUCGCCACAUAUGGUGAUGGGCUAGUGGUUUUGGGGGUUGUUGGAUCUGAUACAGUUGCAUUGGCUGGUAUUAGUGUACCGGGCUCGACGGUUUACUAUGCUACUUCAAUUACGAUUGGCACUGCGACUUUGAGGACUGAUGGUAUUUUGGGAAUUGCCGCUGGAACUUUAGGAGUAUUUCCUACAUUGGAGAGCCAAUCUAUUUCUGGCCACUUGCUUUCCACCAAGAUCCUAGACUCGAAUAUAUGGGGAUUUUGGCAAAACGCUUCUGCUGCAACUACAGGUCUUACAUACACAGAUGGGCUGGUUACUUUGGGUGGUAUCGAUGAGAAACUAUACUCUGGUAACAUUACAUGGAUUGACUUAAUGUGGAAGCCAUCAUCGAUACCAGCUAGCCAAUCGUUCAAUGCUCAAUACUGGUACACGGCUUUGACUGCUUUGAAUGUUGGAACUACCAAUGUCUUGACAUUGUCAAAAGGAGGAAGUGCCUACGUAUUCGGUCAAAUCAGUUCGUCAGGCUUUGUUAUCAACACGCCUCUAGAACUGCCUCUUUUGAUUGAUACUGGCACGACAUUAUGUCUUCUCCCACAAGCAAUGGUUGACGCCAUUGGCUCCCUCCUACAAGCUCAACAGAGCACCGUCCUGGGCGUGCCACUAUACGGUCCCAACUGCAGUGCGAUUCCGUUCGCAUCUUUACCAACCAUCACAUUUACAAUUGGUGGAAAGAUAUUGGCAGUACCGCCAACAGGCUACACAUUUGCAAACCCCAAAACUGGAGAUUAUUGUACAGGUGCUUUUGUCUUCCAGGGUUCAGCUGCUCAAUACAAUGGUGGAAUUCUCGGGAAUUUGAUUUUGAGGUCAUUCUACACUUUAUUCGACGUUUCUAAUCGUCGCAUCGGAUUUGCUACGCCGUCGAUGAGUGGAAGUGGAGCUGGCGUCACUUUUCAAGACCCAGCUGCUAAUGGAACUUUAGCUGGAACAGCUAAUACCGCUCCAGCCAAUGGAACUAUUACAGUCGGAAGUGCGUCAGGAGCAUCUAGAGUGGACUUUGCUUCUACAUUUAGUUUGUUGGCUACCGUAUUGGUAGCCACGCUGUGCUUGUCUUCUUAA
Synchytrium microbalum is the source of this 1554-nucleotide messenger RNA. RefSeq lists its product as uncharacterized. Gene Ontology annotation, molecular function: aspartic-type endopeptidase activity. Gene Ontology annotation, biological process: proteolysis. The coding region runs from base 1 to 1554 and encodes 517 amino acids. Lineage: Eukaryota; Fungi; Chytridiomycota; Chytridiomycetes; Synchytriales; Synchytriaceae. The transcript has 13 exons. The record is from RefSeq and is a predicted model, not a curated record.